AUGAACAAAGAAAAUGUCGGUGUUGGACAACUAUCAGAUGAACAAAGGGCUCGAAUUUCCAGAAAUUUUAGAGCUGCCAAAGCUCUUCUUGAUCGGAAGCGCCCUCGAGAUACCUCUAACGCGUUCGAUUCAUUUCCUCACAAAAUUGGGGUUGUGAAGGGGGUUGAAACUGCAUCUGUUGUUGGCAGUGCCAAUAGAGUGCCUCUUUCAGACAUUUCAGUGAAAACUCCUAUUUCGGUUAGGAACUAUAAAUUAUAUGAGAGUGGGUCUGUCAGAAGUUCUCAUUUCAAGGUGCCAUCUGUUGGUAAAAGUGAUGAUUGUUUGCUUGCGGGGACAAGGGUUUCACCAGAUGAGAAUGGAAAAGCUCAUAGUUCAUUUCAGACUCCAGUCAGCCAAGUAAGUUAUAGUGGGAGUUCAUGUGCCAAGGGAGUUUCUGUAAGUAGAAUUGACUUCGGGCAUGGUACAGAGAACCCAGACGAGAAUAAAUUAAGUUUGGAUUCCUUCAAAACUCCGAUCAGGCCUUUAGUUUGUAAUGUAAGUCCUGGAAACAACAUCCCAGCUGAACAGAAGGAAUCCAGUGACUAUUGUUUGAAUGAAAGGAAAUUGGGUGCUGUUAUGGAAACCAAUAUUGGAUUAACUUCAUGCAAGACUCCAAUGACACACCAGUCAUGUUCUAGUUUUGACGAGUCUUCCACAAUAAUGCCUACCAUUUUUUAUGAAGACUUUGAUGAUUCAAUUCUAGCCGAAAUUGAUGAAUUAUGCGAGUCUGGGACGAAGCCCAAGCUAGCAGCUGAGGAGUCUAGCUGUGACAUUCAUCUGAGGAGUGCACUUGCUGAAAAGAACAGCUGUGAACUGAGAACUGAUGUGAGUGCUCUUGUUUUACAGGACUUACAAAGUGAUAAUGUUUCAGAUGGAAGUAGUGACAGUGGAUGCGGGAAACAAGAGUCUGAGAGUUCUCAGGCUUUGCAAAUUGGAGGCAUGCCUGAGGAGUAUGCAAAAUAUAUGCAGUCUCUAAAUGAUAGGCAACGGGAAGCAGCCUGCAGUGACAUUUCAAUACCUUUGAUGAUUGUUGCUGGACCUGGAAGUGGUAAGACAUCUACCAUGGUCGGGCGUGUCUUAAUGCUUCUUCACAAGGGCAUUGAAGCAUCCUGCAUUUUGGCUAUGACAUUCACUACGGCUGCUGCUUCUGAAAUGCGAGAUAGGAUUGGAGCAGUGGCUGGGAAGGCAGCAGCAAAGGAACUGAUGAUCAGCACCUUCCACUCGUUCUCAUUGCAACUCUGUCGUUCACAUGCUGAGAAGUUAGGUCGUACACCAGAGUUUUUGCUAUAUGGUCAGGGACAACAAAGAAAGGCAGUCAUUGAAGCUGUGCGCCUCACAGAGACUGGAAAGAACCUACAAGCUUUAGAUUCUGACAAACUCUGUGAGGAGGCUAAUGUCAGUAAAAAUCGCCCAGAAGACUUUAGGGAGAAGUCAAAGAAAUGGCUGAAAUUCGUGGCACAAGCUAAAGCUUCUGGGAAAUCUUUUGAAGAUUGCCAGAGAAUGGGAAAUGAGAUAGGAGCUGCAAUUCUUAGAAAAUAUGAGAACAUAUUAGAAUCAUGCAAUGCUCUGGAUUAUCACGAUUUAAUUAGCUGCUCUGUCAAGCUGCUUACCAGUUUUCCUGAAGUUUUCAAGGAGUGCCAGGAGUCAUGGCAAGCAAUCGUAAUAGAUGAGUUUCAGGACACAAGUGCUAUGCAAUAUGAUUUGUUACGAAUUCUUGCAUCACAUAAGCGCAUAACAAUUGUUGGAGACGAGGAUCAGUCAAUCUUCAGUUUCAACGGUGCGGAUGCAAGUGGAUUCAAGUCAUUCUGCAAAGAUUUUCAACCUCACAAGGAGAUCAGACUAAAUAAGAACUAUCGCUCUACCCGUUGUAUUGUUGAUGCUGCAUCAUUUCUUAUACGGAAUAAUUCAAAACGAUGUCAGUUGAAGAAAGUUCUUACUGAUAAUUCUUCCGGGUCUAAGAUUAUUGUCAAAGAAUGUUGUAAUGAGGAUGCACAGUGUGCUUUUGUUGUUGACAAGAUAUUAGAACUUACUUCUUCGGGUUCAUCUGUCAAAGGCACUUUUGGAGAGAUCGCUGUUCUUUACCGGAGACAGGUCUCGGGUAAAAUGUUCCAGACAGCCUUCCGUGAAAGAAAAAUUCCAUUCAAUGUUCAUGGAGUCGCUUUCUACAGAAAAAAGGUGGUAAAGGCCAUUAUGUCUAUGCUCAGAACAACAUUGGUGGCAUGUGAUGAUGAGUCAUAUCGGCGAGUAUUCAAGGCCCUACUACAUCUAGAGAAAGAUGAAAAGAAGAGGGUAAUUGAACAUAUUAAUAAAGUUUCAACCGUAAGAAAAUGCAGCUUCAUAUCUGCUGCAUCUGAUAUAUUCAGUGCAAAGAUCUCUGGUACCUUCAAAAGGAGUCAUCUUACCCAAGGGCGUAAGGUGUUGGUUGCUUUAGAUAUGAUUUCAAAACUUGCUCACAGGGAACAAUCUAUUUCGACUGUCAUCACACAAGUGGCAAACAUGAUACCUCAGAAGUACCUCCUUGAGCAAAGAGCUGUUCUUGAUGUUGAUGGCGGCAAGUUGCUAAACGAAGAACAUGAUCUUAGAUCGGUGCUCCAAUAUAUGUUGGAUGAUGUCUCUGAGUUUCUAAAAUCAUACAACUUUGAUAUACAUGAGAAGAACGGCAAUGCCGCUGACGAAAAAGGGUGCACAAAUGUACUUAAAGCAUUUAUCGAUUUUAUAUCUGAAAGGGAAACAGAAAACUUUCGUACCAGGCGGCGUGACAACAAUCAUGCUGUUACUCUUACUACCAUUCAUCAGUCCAAAGGUUUGGAGUGGGACACUGUUUUCAUAGUAAAGGUAAAUGAAAAUGAAAUCCCCCUUUUGCAUGAAUUUAAUGGCGCCACGAAAGAAACCGGUGCGUCUGUUGAGGAGGAACGGCGCUUACUAUAUGUGGCAGUAACUCGUGCAAGAAAGAAACUUUUUAUUCUAUAUAUCACUAUGGAUUCAAAUUGGCAGGUUCUUCAACCUUCGCGUUUCCUGAAAGAAAUUCCAAGGCAUCUCCUACAAGUCCAGGAUGAGUCAAGUUCAAUGCAUUUGCAAGCAGAGGAUCAUGAACCUCCAAAUAAAAGCUCUCCUGUUAAUGAUGAUGAUAUGCAAGCUGCAGACCAUGCGGCAGUGAAAACAGAAACUGAUGAAGCCAUUGGUAAUUUAUUCGAUGAGGAUUCCAAUGAAUCGAAUGAAACAAUCUUGCCAUGCAAUGGAAAUGAUUUCUUGAAAAGAUUCAGCAGCGAAGAACGAGCAACUGUUUCCCAUUUAUUCCAUCAAUGGGCCAAGAAGGCAGCAUUCAAGGAACCAAAGAGGUUACUUGACAAGGUUGCCUUUGUCAUUGAUGAACGGCUUAGAGCGAAGAAAACUGCACAAAAGGAUGUUCUUCGGUCCCUGAAGUCAUGUUUGAAGAGCGAUGAAGCAUUCCAGUAUGCUGAAAAUGUUCUACGAUGGCUGCAGAUUCCUGCAGACAAACGUGCAUAUAUUACAAGGGAAAAACAGGAACAUUUUCAAAAGUUAAGGAUCGAGAGCGCAAUGGGUUCGUCUGCUGCUACAUCUAAGCAGAUUGCGUACCUACAGAAUCUAGGAUGCACCACGGUCCCAACUUCACGUCUCCAUGCAUCUCGUUUAAUCGAACAGUACAAGUCACUGUAACAUGAUUUCUACCACCAAUGGAACAAAGCAUCUUGCUUGAGGCUUCUGAGGGUAUAAAAACAUCUACAAUGGAACAGCAUUUUCUCGAAUUCCCGUU
This is a messenger RNA of Cynara cardunculus var. scolymus (artichoke), 3814 nucleotides long. Its product is annotated as ATP-dependent DNA helicase SRS2-like protein At4g25120. Gene Ontology annotation, biological process: recombinational repair. The transcript is spliced from 29 exons. The record is from RefSeq and is a predicted model, not a curated record. The coding region runs from base 1 to 3717 and encodes 1238 amino acids. Gene Ontology annotation, molecular function: hydrolase activity; 3'-5' DNA helicase activity; ATP binding. NCBI's taxonomy places the organism in Eukaryota, Viridiplantae, Streptophyta, Magnoliopsida, Asterales, Asteraceae. Gene Ontology annotation, cellular component: nucleus.